Molecule: messenger RNA, 3429 nt
Organism: Onychostoma macrolepis
Lineage: Eukaryota; Metazoa; Chordata; Actinopteri; Cypriniformes; Cyprinidae
Gene: alcama
Product: activated leukocyte cell adhesion molecule a
Exons: 16
Coding region: 198-1892 (564 amino acids)
Biological process (GO): cell adhesion
Cellular component (GO): plasma membrane
Source: RefSeq, a predicted model, not a curated record
GGCUCCAGUGUGAAUUCUCACUCUCUCCACAGCUCGUCCAGACUUCACCUGCGAACAACGCACAGAGCAACCGCUAGAUCCUUUCAACACACUCAACCAGACAGUUCCCUCGAUACUAUCAAACAACUUCCGACGUACAUAUCUCUGUUGAAAAUCUCUUCGGACUGUAUUAAGGAGAGCCGGGCUUUUCUAUAAGGAUGCAAUCGGUUAUCUGCCUUUUCGGUGCCUUCAUAGCAGCCGCUGUGUUUCAUCCAGGGAGCUGUGUGGAGACGGUUAUAGGUCUGUACGGUGAGACCAUUGAAGUGCCAUGCAACAAUGGAACUAACAAGCCAGAUGGCCUUAUUUUCACCAAAUGGAAAUACGUGAAAGAUGAUGGCUCUCCCGGCGAUCUUCUCGUGAAGCAGGCUCAGAAAGAUGAGGCCACCGUAUCCGCCACGGAUGGCUACAAAAGUAGAGUUAGCAUCGCCGCCAACUCCAGCCUCCUGAUUGUCCAAGGCUCACUGGCCGACCAGAGAGUUUUCACCUGCAUGGUGGUGUCUUUAACCAACUUAGAGGAAUACUCUGUGGAAGUGAAAGUUCACAAAAAACCAUCAGCCCCUGUAAUCAAAAACAAUGCGAAAGAACUGGAAAACGGCAAACUGACGCAGUUGGGGGAAUGUGUGGUGGAGAAUGCCAACCCACCAGCAGAUCUCAUCUGGAUGAAGAACAACCAGCCCCUAGUGGAUGACGGCAAGACGAUCAUAAUUACAUCUACUAUCACCAAGGACCCAGUCACAGGACUGUCCAGUACUUCUUCCCGUCUGCAGUACACAGCCAGGAAAGAGGAUGUAGAAUCUCAAUUCACCUGCACGGCAAAGCAUGUAACGGGCCCAGACCAGGUUUCAGAAGCCGAGACCUUCCCAAUUCAUUACCCUACUGAAAAGGUGAGUCUACAGGUUGUUUCUCAGAGCCCCAUUAGGGAAGGUGAUGAUGUGACACUGAAAUGCCAGGCGGAUGGAAACCCCCCUCCUACCAGCUUCAGCUUCAACAUUAAGGGCAAGAAGGUCACGGUGACAGACAAGGAUGUCUACACUCUGACUGGUGUUACCCGAGCGGACAGUGGCAUUUACAAGUGCUCCCUGCUUGACAACGAUGUGAUGGAGUCCACUCAGUUUGUCACCGUGAGCUUUCUGGAUGUAAGCCUCACUCCUACAGGCAAGGUGUUGAAGAAGCUUGGGGAAAACGUGACGGUGUCGUUGGAAAAGAACGCCUCUUCUGAAGCAAAAGUGACAUGGACUAAGGAUAACCGUAAACUAGACAAACUGCCUGACUUCUCAAAGUUGACGUAUAGUGAUGCAGGCCUCUAUGUGUGUGACGUGUCCAUUGAAGGAAUCAAACGCAGUUUGUCCUUUGAGCUUACUGUGGAAGGUACUCCUAGAAUUACAAGUCUGACAAAGCAUCGCAGCAAUGACGGCAAACACAAAGUCUUGACGUGUGAGGCAGAAGGUUCACCUAAACCUGACGUGCAGUGGAGUGUCAACGGAACUAACGAUGAAAUGUCAUAUGUCAGGGGGAAGGCCACAUUCAAGCUGACCGUAGUGCCCACUAAGAACCUCACCGUCAGCUGCCUUGUGACCAAUAAACACGGCGACGACGCGAAGGAGAUCAGCGUGUUUUCUCUAUUUGAGGAGGACACGUCCAAACGAGAGAAAAACGAAGACGGCGCAGAACAGGCCAAAGUGAUUGUGGGUGUCUUGGUUGGACUCAUUGUAGUCGCUGCUUUGGUGGGACUCACCUACUGGCUCUAUAUCAAGAAAACAAGACAAGGCAGCUGGAAGACCGGCGAGAAGGAGGCAGGCACUUCAGAGGAGAGUAAGAAACUGGAGGAGAACAAUCAUAAAGCAGAUGUCUAAAAGAGAAGAGAGCCAUCAAAGAAGAUCGAAGAAGGAAUGAACCAGGAAAGAGGCCUUGUUACACUGAAUGUGCAGUACUACACACUUCAAUCAUCUAAUUCCAGACAUCUGAUUGGACAGCGAGGCCUCCUUCGGGCUGCUCGCGUGCGUCACGCAUCACAGAAUGUUUUCAGAAUAUUUCCUAUCCCAAAUGAACUGUUUGUUAAAAAAAAGAAAGAAAAUCCCCACCACGAUUCAAAAGUGUACAAGAGAAAACCACUUGUGUUGUAAAUUUAGUCUGGCACCGAGGACUGCAUUUACUUUUGAUCGAUUCUGACUUUUCUUUUUGUGUUCCCAGUGAAUGUUCUCGUUUCAUGCGCAUUGCUGAUGUGGUGGGCACAGCUGUUUUGUUCCCCCUCUAGUUAAAAAAAAAAUAAAAAUAUGUAAAUUCGCUGUACACUUUUUAGGCCUGUGUAAAUACGGGGAGUACGUUCACUACUUAACGUUGGGAUUAUUGAAAAAAAAUAACUGAUAACAAUGGAUUUUGGGACUUCGUAUUGAUAUUGCACAGUCCCUCAUCGAAAACUCCUAAGAUCGCGGUCGGAUGCUGGAAGAACGAUGAAUUCACUGCUGUUACACCUCUGUUUGCUCAUGUUUUAUUUAUUGGUACCUCUUUACGUCACUGCCCUAUGACAUUCAUGUUAUUUCCUCUAGUUCUAAGUGGCUAAGUAGUGAAAACGGGUUUAGAAAUUUAGCAUAGCAUAGGGAGAUUUUCUGCUACACCCAGUGGCCUUCAGGUUGCAUUGCAUGAUGUCAUAGUUGUAGGGCUCUGAACUCAGCAGAACACGGCCCGCUAGAGUUUAACGUAGCGACAUAGAUGUGACUAGCAUAUAGUAUAAACAAGCAAACAUCCGCUCUCGGUAUCAGACUGGGUGGUAGCGACCUUGCAUGCAGAGACUUUAUUUUUUGGUAGGAAGUAAAUAUAAAAGAAUAGCCCCAUUAUUCUGCCUUAACAGGAAGAGUCAGUAUUGGAAGGCAAAUUUGAGUCAGUAUGUUAAUGUGAAACCUCACUGUAUAGCCUUUCAGUUUUGCACUUCCCUCGGACUACAAAAACUGUAUCUUUUUUUGCUUUUAAACAUCAUUUUCUGUAUCUACGAUAUUUGUCAGGUUGAUGUCCGACACUGUAGUCUUUAAGGAUGGGUUGAAGCAUUGUUCCGUUCAUUGUGGUCUGAAGAAGCUGUAAAUAUGUUUGAAUGUCUUGCUUGUGUUUGGCUAUUUAUAAUGUGUGAGAAAUGCAAGGUUAGCUGUGCUUCUACUUAGUCACUAAAGAGACCCUUUUUAUUUAAAAUGUAAUCUCACUAAAGCUUUCACUUUUUCUUUCGUCUCCACAAAUGAGUGUUUUGAAUGUCCAUGUUUAGCUGUAACCAUCUCGCAUAUUUUGAACCAUCAGGUCAGCAGUGAAACCAAAGAAGGUAACCGCAAAAGAAGGCCAUAAAGUAUUGUAAAUACUGACUUUUGUUUUUGUACUUUUGUUGACAAUAAAAGUGUACAUUUUGAA